This is a messenger RNA of Fusarium oxysporum Fo47, 234 nucleotides long. RefSeq lists its product as uncharacterized. The transcript has 2 exons. NCBI's taxonomy places the organism in Eukaryota, Fungi, Ascomycota, Sordariomycetes, Hypocreales, Nectriaceae. The coding region runs from base 1 to 234 and encodes 77 amino acids. The record is from RefSeq and is a predicted model, not a curated record.
AUGACCAACGAGGGACGCGACAUUAGCCAGCUAGCGGGACUGGAUUCUUACGGAGGGCAAUAUAUUAAGAACUGGGCACUGAAUACUGAGCGAUCUCGACUAGAAGCGGAAAUAGCCUAUCUAAACUACCUUCUUGUGGCUCACGGGGAUUGUUGCGGCGCUUCGCAGGUCUGCACGCACUCUAUGCACCUAGGGCCCCCUGAGAACAUACCGAACAAUCCCGCAGGUUACUGA